AUGCAAAUUCGCCUCGUUUCCCUUUCUCUUUUCCUCCCAGUCUCCCAGUCCCUCUUCGCCAUCUCUCCCAUCCCUGACGUCGAUACACAUUCGAACCUGGAUACCCCGCCUUACCAGCUGCUGACGUCCAACACCUCGUCCAACCUCCUGCAACACCACCUCACUCCAGACUACCUCGCCUACAUCCAUCUCACCAUGUCGGCCGCCACAGCCGGCCCCGUCUGGCACCCCGGCGAGCUUGCCGUGCACCGCCUCCUCUCGGUGCCGACACCGCACGCGAACCCCACUUCCGCCGGCCUCCCGCGCCCCUAUGCCGCCCGCAUCGCCGCCGCCCCGCUCCUGGCCCUCGGCACCCUCGACGCCGAGGGCCGUCCCUGGACGACGCUCUGGGGUGGCGCCGCUGGCGUCGCGGGCGCCAUGGGCCCCGGCCUCCUCGGCAUCCGGGCGCGGGUCGACGCCGCGCACGACCCUGUGCUGCGGGCGCUGUGGGGUGGCCCUGUCGUCGACGAGCAGGUCGUGCGUUCGGGUGACAAGGUCGUUUCGGGGCUCGGCAUUGACCUGCAGACGAAGGACCGCGUCAAGCUCAUGGGACGGCUGGUGGCCGGCGCCGUCGCGCAGGGCGAGGUGCAAAUGGCGGUCCGCGUCGAGGGGAGCCUCGGCAAUUGUCCCAAGUACCUCAACGGGCGGGCUCUUGUCGCGAGGACGCCCGAGGUCGAGGGCGUCGAGGAUGGAUUCCCUCUGAGCGCGAGGGCCAGACGGGUUGUCGAUCAGGCGGAUCUGUUUUUCCUGUCGAGCGGGCACGGGACGGGCAUGGAUACGAAUCAUCGCGGCGGGAGCAAGGGGUUUGUGAGGAUCGGGAGGAACGAUGAGGGAGCUGUUGAGCUGAUUUACCCCGAGUGCUGUACCAGACCCUGGGCAAUCUCCAGGCCAACCCCCUCGUGGGCAUCACCAUACCCGAUUUUGACACUUCGGAUGUACUCUAUGUACGUCUUCGCAUUCUGCUCGGCAAUCUGGAACUGGGAACUAACAUGUCGUCAGGCCACCGGAACGGCAACGAUUCUCACCGGCGACGCUGCCGGCGCCCUGCUGCCGCACACCCGCCUCGCCAUCAAAAUCACCCUCACCUCAGCCCUCCUCGUCAAGGCCGGCCUCCCCAUGCGCGCCACGUCCCCACAGGUCGACUACUCCCCCUACAACCCGCCCGCCCGCCCCCUCGCCGCCGAGGGCGCCGCCGCUCUGCCCUCGACCCCGCUCGCAACCGCCACCCCCCAGCACCGCCAGCCCCUGACUCCGAGCAUCACGCGCUUCACGUUCGCCCUCGACGUCCCGCGCGGCGACCCCGUGCCGGGCGAAUACGUCACGCUCGACUUCGCCGCCGAGCUCGACCACGGCUGGAGCCACAUGCGCGACGACGACCCGCGGAGCCUGAACGAGGACUGGGUCCGCAGCUUCACCAUCUCGGGCUACCCGUCCGCCCGCGCGUUCGAGAUUACAGCGCGCGUGAAGCGCGGCGGCGCGACGGAGCUGCUUGCCAAGCACCUGCUGCGGGGCGGCCCGCUCGAGGUUGCCGUGCGCGGGUUCGCCGUGACGGAGGGCACGAGGAUGGGCGCCGUCGCUGAGGAGGAGAAGAAGGAGGUUUUCGUCGGGGGCGGUGUCGGCAUUACGCCUCUGCUCGCGCAGGCGCCGGGGCUGCUGACGGGUGGCAAGGCGUUCGAGGUCAUUUGGGGGGUUAGGGGGGAGGACGUCGGUGUUGUGCGUGACGCCGUCGAGAGGAUCCCGGGACUGGCGGCAAGGCUGAGCGUACAUGUCACGGGAAAGAUUGGUGAGGCGGACGAGGAGACGCUCGCAAAGGUCGAGGCUUUGGGCGUCAGGAUCGAGAGGAGGCGGAUGGAGAAGCAUGAUCUGGAGCGGGUGUUUGCGGGGGAGAAGAGAAAGUUCUACUUGUGCGCUGCGCCUGUGCUGCUGACGGUUAUGAAAGGCUGGCUGGAGAACGAAGAGGUUGUCUGGGAGGACUUUGGGUAUUGA
Messenger RNA from Verticillium nonalfalfae, 2025 nucleotides. RefSeq lists its product as uncharacterized. The transcript has 2 exons. Bases 1 to 2025 code for a protein of 674 amino acids. Lineage: Eukaryota; Fungi; Ascomycota; Sordariomycetes; Glomerellales; Plectosphaerellaceae. The record is from RefSeq and is a predicted model, not a curated record. Gene Ontology annotation, molecular function: oxidoreductase activity.